GGCGGGUCUGCGGGCGGUGCGGACGCCCCCGCCCCAGACCCCGCUGCCGCCGUGAGGGAGGCGGAAGCCGGCGUUGCGCGGCCCAUUCCUUCCGGGCCGAGGGGCGGCGGAGCCGGGGCGGCCGCAGCCGCAGCCGCAGCGCCGAUAUGGAUAACAAGAAGGAUGAAAAAAGUCGGACGCGGUGUGCAAGCUCAGAAGAAGGGCUGAAGGCCCGAGGAAAAGAAAAAAGGAAACGGAAGCGCAGCAGAAGCAGAUCUUCAUCUGUUUCAUCCUCAUCGUCUUCUGGCAGUACAUCCAUGUCUUCCUCCUCAUCACGCUCAUCCUCAAGGUCAUCUUCUUCCAGCAGUAGUAGAGAUUCUCCUAAGUCUAAGUCAAAGAAGAAGAAAAAAGAAAAGCACAACAAAAAGAAAAGGAAAAAGGAGAAGAAAAAGAAGGAAAAGAAGAAAAGGAAAGAGAAAACAGGACCUGUCCAGCUUUCCAAGUUCUUCAAAAACAAGAAGAAUGAAAACUACAGCAUGAUAACUGGAAAGAAAAUUAAGAUGAAAAUAAAGAAGACUAAGGAAGAUAUAGAGAGAGACCGGAACCGUGCACAGCUCCUGGAAUUUCUGAACUCUGCCUUGUAACGGGAGGAGUGCUCACCAAGGACUGGUAGAUGCACCAGUCCAGCCAUCAUCCUAGCAGAACACUAAAGGGAACCUCAGGGAAAAGGACACCAAGUUGGACAAGACCAGACCUUCCU
Oenanthe melanoleuca is the source of this 739-nucleotide messenger RNA. Its product is annotated as ADP-ribosylation factor-like protein 6-interacting protein 4. NCBI's taxonomy places the organism in Eukaryota, Metazoa, Chordata, Aves, Passeriformes, Muscicapidae. The record is from RefSeq and is a predicted model, not a curated record. The transcript is spliced from 7 exons. Bases 147 to 623 code for a protein of 158 amino acids.